This is a messenger RNA of Hyposmocoma kahamanoa, 1697 nucleotides long. RefSeq lists its product as uncharacterized. NCBI's taxonomy places the organism in Eukaryota, Metazoa, Arthropoda, Insecta, Lepidoptera, Cosmopterigidae. The record is from RefSeq and is a predicted model, not a curated record. The transcript is spliced from 3 exons. Bases 561 to 1172 code for a protein of 203 amino acids.
AAAAUUCCUAUUACUAAGUUAUUUCAUAAAACGUAUAUUUUCUGAGAAUAAAUACAAGUGAAAUUCAACGACGGCCUAAAACAUGGUUACACAGUAUAACACGUAAAGAAAUCAAUAGAUAUAGUUAUUUUAAUGAAAAACACUCAAUGCACUGCGGUUUUUUCCAGAAAGGGAACAAAAUACAAUUAAAAACUCUCACAAUUUAAUUCUUGCAUUAUAAUCCCAUAAUAUGGUGAGAUCAAUUAAAAAAGACAUUAGAGACACAAGAGUAAGUGGAGUUCUACUUACAGGAGACUCGUGUUUAGCCAUAAUAUAUAACGCUAAAAGAUUAGUUUAUGGAUUGUUUGUAUUUCUUAUCUUGUAUAAGAGACGUAACAUCAUAAGUCACAGGAUAAACGGCGCAGUCGUUUGUUUCUCAUUAAGUAAACAUUCCCGACGGUGCUUAUCACAUUGUCAGAUUAGAAGCGUAUCUUGGGCCAUGGGGGGUAUAUAAGACAGCGACGAGGGUAGCCACAUUUACUCCAGUGAUCCAGAUAGCCAACAUACGGUUACUUGUCGACAUGCUUUUCGUAAAGUACAUUUAUAUUUUGUGUCUUGCAUCUUCUUCAUUAGCUAAGCCAUCAGAUUACCUAACAGAGGGUAGAGGGAUUGGUUCAACAAUAUGGGGAUGGAUAUCGUAUCCUUUUUCGUGGUGGAGUUCCAGCGAAUUUGAUACGCCUGCCGUAGACGAGCAACUCAAUGGUACACCUGUUUAUAGGCCAUAUGACAACAUAGAGAUUGCAAAACACAACGUUACUGUGUGGUGCAACGAUCAAACAUGUACUACGAUGAAGUGCGACAAGUACGGAUGUAAAAACGCAACUUGCAACAUUUAUGAUACGGAUUUGAGAGGAGAAUGCAGGGAGUAUAAUACUAUUGUGAAGCCUGAACAACCCGUACCACCGAAACCUACGCCUAACACAGAACCAACGGUGCAAGACAAUAUACCGGAUUCUACGAAAGCACCUGAACCCUCGUUGUCUACAGAAAACAAUUCUAAUGCCAAUCAAUCCAUUGAGGAACAUCCUUUAGAACUAGAGGCUGUCCUAUCGUCAACUGUUACUGAAAAAACGGCAAACAAAGGGUCGCAAGUCAAAGUAGACAAGCCUGCAAAUCCACAAAAUAAGGUCUAAACAAGCCACCUUAUCAGCAAAGGGACUACUCUUACCUAUUUCAAAUUGAUAAAAUUUUAUCUCAACACAUUCUUUCCAUGAUAGAGACUUAUGCAACAGGUAUUACAAAAAACUAAUUUGAAAUCUCGAUAUACACUCUUCAUGUGCAGAUGGAAUAUGCUAUUAUUCUAAAUGCGAGGGCGUUAAGUGCGAAAUUGAAUACUGCCAAUACAUUCUUUUGAAUGAUGACAAUAAAUGCUCUAAGAAAAUCUCUAUGGGUAUAUUAAAAUUGGAUCGAUUUAGCAAGAACAUUCUUCUUUCGGACGACCGGAAUAAAAAUAGUCCCGCAGAGAAUAGGAAUAAAAAUAGGCCCGCAGAGAAUAGUGAACAAACUAAUAUAAAACUUAUUAACAGAAUAUUACAUAAGUGAUGAUUUUAGAGUUAUAAUACAAAACGCGAGUGCUUUUGCUUUGACAUGUAUUGUUUUAAAAAUAUAAUAACAGAAUGUCGUUGGCUAAAGUUGUAAGCCAACGCCAUAAAAGAUCG